Fusarium sp. VM40 is the source of this 1053-nucleotide messenger RNA. The record is from the annotation of a GenBank genome assembly. NCBI's taxonomy places the organism in Eukaryota, Fungi, Ascomycota, Sordariomycetes, Hypocreales, Nectriaceae.
AUGCCAGCCCCACCCUUCUGCCAAGCCCUAGUCGUCAAUCUUGACAGCAACAAUACCCCAGCGCUCGUCAAGGAGUCAGUCCCCGUGCCCAAGCCAGACAAACACCAACUUUUGGUCAAGGUGUCUCAUGUCGCCCAAAACCCCACAGAUGUUCAAUCUCUUGACAGCAAUGCUUUCGGGGUCGGUGCUGUCCUCGGCUGCGACUUUGUUGGUGUUGUCGAGGAGACCGGGUCAGAUGUAACCAGGAUCACUAAGGGAACAACCGUUGCAGGGCUGAUCUGGGGAGGUGAAUUCAAGGGCCUCGGGGGAUACAGCCAGUAUACUCUUGCCGACGAACGCAUUUGCUUCCCGGUUCCUCAAGGUUUGACCGGGGAACAAGCGUGCGCUGUUCCACUGGCUUCAUGUACAGCUCUGCUGAGCUUAUUCUCAAAGGACUGCCUUGCUAUUGAUGCGAGUGGAUACGACAAGCCAACGGUUCUUAUCUGGGGCGGUAGUUCAAGUGUGGGACUCUACGCAGUCCAGAUUGCGAAGUUGCAUGGGUUGGAAGUCGUUACGACCUGCAGCCCAAAACACCAUGACCUUCUGAAAUCUUACGGAGUCAAGGGAGUAUUUGACUAUCGAGAUCCGCAGGUAGUCGAUAAGAUUCGAGAGGCAGUCCCAGGUCUUCGCUAUGUAUUUGAUACCAUUGGAAACGAGUCCUCUUCCAAGACUGCUUCAAGCGCGAUCACUCACAGUAGCGGUGUCUUGUGCACUGUCCGGCCUGGUAAAGCCAACACUGACGAUGUCGCCAAGAAUGUCAAGGUCACCGAUGUUCUUGUCUGGACAGCAUUCCUCCAAGACCAUCGUUAUGGAGACUUCCAUUGGCCUCCAAGCCAAGAGGACCACGAACUUGCCGCGGAUUUCUUCAAAGAACUGCCUGAUCUGCUUUCGUCGGGCAAGAUCAAGCCAAACAUCACAAAACUUAUUGAAGGUGGCUUGGAUGGCGUUGAGCAGGGAUUUCAGCAAUACCGGGACGGCAAGAUAUCAAACUACAAGAUAGUUUACAAGAUUUAG